Messenger RNA from Pseudogymnoascus destructans, 1005 nucleotides. RefSeq lists its product as uncharacterized. Bases 295 to 810 code for a protein of 171 amino acids. Lineage: Eukaryota; Fungi; Ascomycota; Leotiomycetes; Thelebolales; Thelebolaceae. The record is from RefSeq and is a predicted model, not a curated record. The transcript has 3 exons.
AUGAAAGUUCAUCUUUUUCCAACUUUAAUAUCUUAACUGAUAACCCCCCGUAGUAUUCUUAUAAAUUAUUUUUACUUUUGCUUGAUUUCGAUAAUGGCAGCUGCUGCUGCGGAAACAGCACAUAGAUGACUUGGCCGUGCCCUCUGGCAUUGGAGCGAAUCAGGGAGUUAUCAGAACAUACUCAAAAGGCUGCGUCCCACUCCGAAAGAUACUCCCAUAUCUGAGAUUCGAAGGAGGCUGAAGGAGGACGGUAUAUUUUUAUGAAAGGCCUUAUACCACGCGAAGACGUCUUAAAUGUUCGAAAACAGUACGCCUUCACCCCCCUCUUCCAUUUUCUCACUUUCCACAUCAAAUAAAUACUCACAUAUCACCAGCUACUUCCAGAACUGGGCCGACACCGCGCUCCUCGAACCCGGAACCUCGCCACAGGAAGGCAUCUUCAACUCCUCCGAGAACCCCCUCCACCACGGCGGCAUCGGCGCCGGCGAUCUGCCGCUCAGCGAGAAGGAGGUCGAGACGCUGAUCAGUUCCCACCAUCUCGACAGCUAUCUUCACUUCCUCGACAACCCGACCCUGCGCCAGAUGGUGCGCGACAUCAUGGACUGGAAGAAGGAACUCCUCCUCCGACGCACGAUGUUUGACUACAUCGUUUGGAAACCAAAGCAGCCAAUUCCUACAACCUUGCAUCACCCACCACCAGACACCAACCCCCCUCAAAGCCCAUCCCGCGCGGGUGAAAGUGGCUGCGCGAAGGGUGAAGUCGUCUUCGAUGGCGCGGCCGAGGGGGACGGAGUCGGAGAGGUAGAUUAGCCCGCCGCCGUUGGCGGAGAUAUCGCCUGUGUGCUUGAGUCAGCUGUGUGUCUUCGUCGCGUGUCUGUGGACAUCAUGCGGGACUCACCUAGAGGCACCCAAGCAUCACUUCACCCACUUUACCCACUUCACCCACGCCAGCCCUACCGCGUCCGCAAGCGCCCUCACUUCUUCACAUGCGUGUAUGGCUGCUGG